Messenger RNA from Ambispora gerdemannii, 609 nucleotides. Lineage: Eukaryota; Fungi; Glomeromycota; Glomeromycetes; Archaeosporales; Ambisporaceae. The record is from the annotation of a GenBank genome assembly.
AUGUCCCACGUCAACGACAAAACCUCCACGUCCACUUACACUACAUCGCACGUCUCUUCCUCAAAUGCCGCAGCAUCCACUUCAAAAUCCUCAAACACCGGCAAACAAAAAACGAAACAGUCGCUACAGCAACCACCACCGACCAAAAGAACUUAUACAUUCGUUGAGCUGCUCGCUCUUCGACUUUCGCCAAUGUGCCGUGAAAUUGAAUGUAGAUUCGCGCCGGAUGCGUUGUACAUGGACAUCUUGUCUUCACAAAUGGAUCCCGAAGAAUUAGAAUAUAAUUGGCGCUCUGCACAAGGUGAUAUCGUCGCGAAUGAAUAUUUCGUAGUGCCAGGACGUCGUCUUAGAACUAAUGACAAAAUGAUGGAAUUGGGGAAUUUAGGUUUUGUGAAUGAAUUAAUUAGAGCGCAUAAUCGAUGGAUUGCGUUGCUGCAAACUCGUGGAAGUUUGAAAAGACAAGAUGACGAAUACAAAAAGGAGAGUGUGUUCGGUUGCAAGAAGAGUGAAUGGGUUACAGAUCAUAUGAAGAAAACCUCACAUGAAGAUGGUUGUGUCGCUAUUCAAGUUUAUCAACAGCAGCAAAUUCAGGCAAAGAACCAGAAUUGA